AUGCCUCCUCAUGUGCCGCGGAAGCGGUUGCGCGAGGAGUCGCCAGUCAAGCCGACGUCCAAACGACAGCAGGUAUCGAAAGGGCAAGGAAAGCCUGCCGCCGGCUCCGGUCGCAGAAAGCCGACUUUGUACGACGAUUUGGAUGCUACCACCACGCCUGAGUCAUCCAAGGUGGGCCGUUCUGCGCUUGAUACCAUCAGUGACAGCGAUGAGUCCAGCUCAUUGAGCGAUCUGUCCGAUGGUGAUUUUGAGGAUGUGCCUAUUGCAAACGGUCACAAGGCCGAGGACUCGUCCGAAGAUGAGAACGACGACAUCGAGUUUGAGGAUGUUCCUGCCCCAAGGACCACCUUGGCGAAAGCGCCGACUGCUUCCAGAGAUUUGCAGCUCACCCUUGACGCCGGGCUCGGUACUGCCAUGACGGACCCGUAUGGCGACAAGAAGGGGCCUACCAAGCGCGAAAAGAAGAUUCGGAAUGUGACGCACUGCAUCCACGUACAGUACCUUCUGUGGCAUAACGCACUUAGGAACUCUUGGAUCUGCGACCCGGAAGUCCAGGCGAUCAUGAUGUCUCACGUUCCUCCUCGUCUGUGGGAAGAAGUGGAGCGAUGGAGAAGGACCAGCGGCUUAGACACCAAACCAAAGCAAACACCACCUAAAGCGGCUAAACCAGCGAAAAAGAUUGGAGGAAAGGACAAAGGGAAAAAGACCGAAAAUGAGGACUCCAGAGAUUGGGGUGCCGCUGCUGGAAGAUUAGAGGCAGGCGCUGUCGACUUGAGCCACGGCGAUCCCUUGUUCAGACUUAUGAAGGCUUUCGUCGCCUGGUGGAGGCAACGUUUCCGUGUCACAGCGCCUGGUAUUCGAAAAUGGGGAUAUAUGUCGCCUGAACGACUCGGCAGAUUGCGGAAAGCCUGGGAGACUGAAAAUUCAGAUCAGGAAAGGUUCGGAGAACGUAUCAACGGCCUCGAAGGGUUUCGGAAAUGCGCUCAAGACUGCACAGGAAGCCGGGAUGUGGGAUCGCAGCUUUUCACGGCCCUUAUGAGAGCCCUGGGAUUGGAGGCACGGAUGGUUGCAAACCUUCAACCCCUGGGCUUCGGUUGGACGAAGCUGGAGGAAGCAGAUCCUGAGAAGGAGAAGACUGCAGCAGCUUCGGCCGCCAAAAACAGUGACGAAACGAGGGAGACGACCGAUGCAACAACGACAAGCAUGGCGAAAGGGGAGACGAAGAAGACGGUUAAGAAUACCCCGGCGAAAAAUACAUCAAAGCAAACACCAAAGACAACACCAUCACGAAGAGCUGGCACGAGACGAGCAAGCAACAAGAAUGCCGUCAUUGAGAUAGAUGAUUCGGACGAUGAACUUGGCUUGGAGCAUCCGGACAGCGACGAUGAGUCGGUCAUAGAAUUAGAGAUGACCCCACGAAAGCCAAAAUCGCCGUCAAAGAAGUUUGACAAGGACCUUGAGUUUCCACACUAUUGGACGGAAGUUUUAUCGAAAGUGACGAAUAAAUACUUGCCAGCGGACCCAAUCGUCAAGAAUGUUGUCGGUACUAAUCGAGACUUGGUCGAGUCUCUCGAACCACGUGGAGGCAAGGCAGAAAAGGCGAAACAAACCAUGGCAUAUGUGGUUGGAUUUUCUCCGGAUGGCACAGCGAAAGACGUGACGGUUCGCUAUUUGCGAAAACAGCUGUGGCCGGGUCGCACGAAAGGGGCAAGGAUGCCAUUGGAAAAGGUACCGAUUUACAACAGACACGGGAAGGUGAAACGAUAUGAUCAAUUCGACUGGUUCAAGUCAGCAAUGAAGGGCUACAUCAAGGGCAGUGGAAAGCAUCCGCUCACCGAACAGGAUAAUGUUGAGGACUCGACAGAUCUGAAACCCGCCCAACCAGAGAAGAAAGAGGUUAAGGAAGGCAGCGAAACUCUGGCGUACUACAAGCAAUCGAAGGAGUUCUGCCUCGAGCGUCACCUCAAGCGCGAGGAGGCCCUCCUACCCACAGCAGUACCUGUCAAGACUUUCAAUAACAAAGGAAAGGGCGGAGAGAUUUCCGAGGAACCGGUCUACUCGAGAAAAGGCGUUGUCAAUGUCAAGAGUGCAGAGACGUGGCACAAGCAAGGCAGGGCGCCCAAGCCUGGUGAGAUGCCUCUGAAGAGGGUACCAUAUCGUGCGGCUACGACCAAUAGGCGGCGAGAAAUUGCCGAGGCCGAGGCUGCCAGCGGCGAAAAGGUUCUUCAGGGAUUAUACAGCUUUGAGCAGACGGACUGGAUUAUUCCGCCGCCUAUCAAAGACGGCAUCAUUCCGAAGAACUCAUAUGGUAACAUCGAUCUCUUUGCUGAGCACAUGUGCCCUGAAGGUGCUGCACAUGUCCCGUUCCGAGGAGCUGUCAAGGUCUGCAAGAGGCUCGGGAUUGAUUAUGCCGAAGCCGUCGUAGACUUCGAGUUUGGUAAUCGGAUGGCCGUGCCAGUCAUUCAAGGUGUUGUCAUAGCCGAGGAAUAUCAUGACCAAGUAAUGGAGGAAAUCCGCAAGGAUGAGGCAGAGCGAGCACGCAAGGAGGACGAGAAGCGACGCAAGGAAGCGUUGCGGAUGUGGAGCAAAUUUCUGAAGGGCCUCCGGAUUGUCGAGCGCAUUCGCCAGGAUUACGGCCAUGUCGACGAUAGUGUCCCUGUCUUCCAGAAGCAUGGAGCGGCCGUGGCCUCCAAAGCAGUUCUUGACGACGGAGAAGAAGACAAAAAUCAACUGGACGCAGAAGCGAUGCAGAUGAGGGAAGAGGAAAUGGCAGGGGGCUUCUUCCCCGAAGGUCACGAUGAGGAAGAGGUCGAGCAGCCCAAGCGGUUCACCUCUGGCUUUUUCCCAGUGGUGGACGAGGGCGAUGAAGACGAAGAUAUGGAUGACGCCCUGCAAGUGGAUCACGGCCAUGGUGAGAAGGUGGCUACUGUCGACAGUGCCGACGGCGCGGAAGACGCAAAGGAGGAUCAGAGGGAAGCUUUGUCUAAGCCCGAGCUUCUACCCGAGCCAGUGAAAGUCAAGCCGAAGCCCAAGAAGAAGGCUGGGACGAGACGAUCAUCUAGGCGCCGACGAAGGCCUGUAUCUGAGAGCGAGGAUGAGGGUGAGGACGACGAAGACGACUUUGUGGCCUCUGACGAUGAUUACGAAUGA
Messenger RNA from Colletotrichum orchidophilum, 3150 nucleotides. Its product is annotated as Rad4 transglutaminase-like domain-containing protein. The transcript has 2 exons. The record is from RefSeq and is a predicted model, not a curated record. NCBI's taxonomy places the organism in Eukaryota, Fungi, Ascomycota, Sordariomycetes, Glomerellales, Glomerellaceae. Gene Ontology annotation, biological process: mismatch repair; nucleotide-excision repair. Gene Ontology annotation, molecular function: damaged DNA binding; single-stranded DNA binding. The coding region runs from base 1 to 3150 and encodes 1049 amino acids. Gene Ontology annotation, cellular component: nucleus; XPC complex; cytoplasm.